Paramecium primaurelia is the source of this 315-nucleotide messenger RNA. The record is from the annotation of a GenBank genome assembly. NCBI's taxonomy places the organism in Eukaryota, Ciliophora, Oligohymenophorea, Peniculida, Parameciidae.
AUGAUGCUUAGCAUGAUUUAUAAGAAAAAGCUAAAUGAGUUGUUGGUAUAAGAAAUUAAGAGUAAUUUUAGUAAUAAUCAUCAAAAAAAUAUUUAUAGAAAAGUAUUCAGACAAUUCCUAAAUCUAUGUAUAAGGAUUUAUUAGAAGAGGAUGUCAAAUCUAAGGCUCCAGGAAUUUCUUAUUUAUAAAGAAUGUUCUAUAAGGAAUAAGAAUUGUAAGAAAGCAUAUGCCUUUGAAAAUGUUAUAAAUUCAAUAGAAAAUCCUGACAAAAAAAUUCAUUAUGAUUUAAAAUUUAAUAAAAGAAAGGGAUCUUGA